GAUCGAUAUAUCCACGUAUAGUUCUCAGUGAUUGAGAGUACCUAUUGCGGUUUACCUCGAAGAGCUGGAAGAAUUUCGAAAAUUCUUGAUUGUGUCCCGUCUGUGAUCUAUAUUUUCACCGAAAGAAGAAAAAAAAAAGAAUCAACCUCCGUUAAGAAAGAAUGCUCCUCGUCUCAAAAUCAAGUGCAUAAGUUGUGAAUAAAAAAGUUGAUUGAAAAAAAACCAUUAACUUUAAUCUCUUGAAAUUGAAAUAUAGAUAAACUCGAAGAAGAAAUCGUGAAACAAUAGGGGAAGUUUGAUGGACGAGCCGGGGACGAAUCAAUAACAUUCAAAUUGAUGUUUUCAAAUGAUUCGUUGAACUCGUGAACGUAAGAGAUUUUGAUGUAUGAGAAAUAUCCUUUCGAAUGAACUCGUCGCCAAAGAUCAGUCGUUUCCGAGGUUGAACGAGAACAGAAGACUUUCUCGCGAGAUUUCGUUGGGGCGAGGAGCAUUUUGAAUCCAGAUAAUUACGUAGAGAGAAAAAAGAGAGAGAGAGAGGAAAGAGGCAGUGACAGAAGGGAAGUGGAAAAUGGCAAACGGAUACGACGAUUACUACGACGCACCCUGGCAUCUCUUCCCUCCGGAUUACGUCGAGGAGGAAUACAGAAUUUUGGAGAGCUUCAAGAUGCCCAGGAGCACAAGUUUUCACAUCCAUGACAUUCUGCAGCUUGAUUCGAAGCCGUCCCAGGAGGAAACGGAAGUGCAAGGUAGUACCACGGUGCUACCGACCACGAACGAUGUUCCGUCGACAUACCAACAGUUCUUCGAGCACACGACGGCCAUGUUACAGCCCGCGAUAUACGCGAAUCUGAACAGAGGCACCUUACCACCCCCGCCGCCACCUUUAUUGGCAUGGCCGACCGGUCCAACGUUACCGACCACGUUGCCUCAGCCUUUGGAAGAGGUGAAUGUGUUGCAGCAACCAGACUCGACCAGCCCGACCAUCUCGGAUCUGUCGUUCCCACCGAAGCAGGAGGCGAACCACGAGUGCAAAGAGGAAGAGUCGGCCGAGUUCGAGGACGAGCAGCAGGCGAACGAGAUCCAACCCCACGAGACGGAGCACAAAAAGCGGAAGAGGCGAGUGUUGUUCUCCAAGGCGCAGACGUUCGAGCUCGAGAGACGUUUCCGCCAGCAGAAAUACCUGAGCGCCCCCGAGAGGGAGCAUUUGGCCUCGAUUAUACGGCUGACCCCCACCCAGGUGAAGAUCUGGUUCCAGAAUCACAGGUACAAGACGAAGAGAGCGGCGACUGAGGCGAGCGGAAGCGGUUGUUCGCCCAGAAGGGUCGCUGUACCGUUGCUGAUCAAGGAUGGGAAACCAUGCCAGUCGAAGCUGAUGGAGCCUGCCACGUAUCCGGCCACGGGCCAGGUACCUAUGCCGCCUUACAUACAGAAACCUUAUUGGUGGUAAGAUGGACUUCGUUCGUUGAGAACGAAUGAGAAUCGUCAUCGUGGUCGAUCGAUUUGUCGAUGGCUGGGAUAUCUGGAGGAUCGAUGGAAGAGUGGCACGAAACAGUCGAAGAUGUUGUCGGACAGUGAUCGGAUUUUGGUGGACAGAAGAUGGUUGAUUAACGAUAGUUAUCGGGAGAACAAUUUGUCUUUUCAUCGGGAAGGGAAGAGAAGAAUUGUGGACGAUAUUCGUUGGAGGAAACUCUUAUCCGACUAUUCUGGCCAAAUUGGUAUAUCAUACGCGACAGAAAUUGUGGAAGAGAUGUUGAAGAUUGAUCUUCGUCGAUUAUCGAUACUUGAAAUAUCUGAGAUUGUUGGAGAAGGAAUAAGA
Molecule: messenger RNA, 1816 nt
Organism: Apis mellifera (honey bee)
Lineage: Eukaryota; Metazoa; Arthropoda; Insecta; Hymenoptera; Apidae
Product: homeobox protein Nkx-2.8
Exons: 4
Coding region: 569-1447 (292 amino acids)
Biological process (GO): regulation of transcription by RNA polymerase II; cell differentiation
Cellular component (GO): nucleus
Molecular function (GO): RNA polymerase II cis-regulatory region sequence-specific DNA binding; DNA-binding transcription factor activity, RNA polymerase II-specific
Source: RefSeq, a predicted model, not a curated record